This is a messenger RNA of Suillus bovinus, 1219 nucleotides long. RefSeq lists its product as uncharacterized. NCBI's taxonomy places the organism in Eukaryota, Fungi, Basidiomycota, Agaricomycetes, Boletales, Suillaceae. The transcript has 3 exons. The record is from RefSeq and is a predicted model, not a curated record. Bases 160 to 831 code for a protein of 223 amino acids.
UAACCGCGGAAAGUUUGGUCCUUUCCCGAAACCGGUUGCACUUCAAGUUUCAUUUCCGACUUCCUGGGACAACGAUUCUCAUAGGCCCUAUUUGAAAGGAAGCUGUUCAAAUCUGGCGCCCUCAUUUGCUUGUCUGCUUGCGAUACUUAGCAUUUACCCAUGCAUGAUCUUCCGCCCCCGCCAUCUAGGACAAUCCCCAAUUUCGUGUUGAGGGUGGAGGACUUAUCACAUCCUGGAGCAUCGAUCUUCUUCGAUUGCGUCAAGCCCAAGGAAGCACUCAAGCUCGCAGUUGAAGCAUCUUAUACCUGGCUGUAUACCCCGCUCACGGCCCCAACGCACGUCAAGACUAUCACACUCGUUCUCAGACCAUUCGAUGGCGUGGCGUAUACUUGGGGCACGGAUGAGACGAAAGAGAUCAAUUUCUCCCUCGAUUGGAUCAAAUCAUCAGAGGCUCGGGCACGAGACGAAAUAUUAGGCGUGCUGGUUCACGAGGUCGUGCAUUGCUAUCAAUACAAUGCAAAAGAGACAUGUCCAGGGGGUCUUAUCGAGGGUAUUGCAGAUUUUGUCAGGCUGCACGCUGGUUUUUCACCACCACACUGGAGGCCUAGAGCUGAGGAGAAGUGGGACGCAGGGUACGAUGCUACGGCGUACUUCCUCGACUGGAUUGAGAAGCGCUGUGGCGAGGGGACUAUCCGAAAACUUAAUGCAUCCAUGAAGGAUUCGAUAUACAGAGUGACACUCUUUGAGAAGGUGACUGGAGAGAGCGUGAGUUCCCUGUAUGCACUGUAUCGUGAACAUCUUAAACAGACGGGUAAGAUAUCUUAUGCAUGAAUUUUGAUAUACGAUACUAGUGAUAGUAGCAAAUAUUUGGUGGGGAUACCCGGGCCGUGGUUGGUCGUACUAUAGCUACGUCGGCGGUUAACGCAACUUGCAAAUUGAACUGAUAGACUUUAAGACGCAGGAUGAAAUUGAUUUGGAUGUUAUUGAGCCUUUGCUCUCAGUUGCGAGGGAGAUUUCGGUCCGCUCCGAUGUUUCUCCCCGCACGAUUAGCCAUGCAGGCCUUGCAUGCCCUGCUACGUUGAAACAGCGCAGGCGUGGCAACAAUCUUGUUUAUGAGGGGCAGUGGUGGAGUAUCGUGCGUGCAUAAAGCAAUUAGUCCAUUGUCAUUGUGAGCCUAGGAGGAAGCGUAAUCCCAGUUCGUUCAUGUUUCUGGCAUCUA